UGUUGUCCGUUGCGCACAGCUUCUGCAGCAGUUCCGAUAAAAGGCGUUCCCUCUAAAACCUCAAGCCAAGGGCUUUUGCACCUUUUGGGGAGAAGGAAAGUUAAAUUCAACUUAAAAAUAAAAAUUGUUGUAUUGAGAAAUGGCUGCUGAGGAUACCCUGAAGACGUUUGAGGUGGAAGUGACUUGCUCCAUUUGCUUGGAGUAUUUCACCGACCCAGUGAUUCUAGACUGCGGGCACAAUUUCUGCCACCACUGUGUUUUCAAGUACUGGAAAGACUUUGUGCGUGAUCGGAGCUGCCCUGAGUGCAGAACGGUGGUCGAGCCCGACAGGAUCAUUACGAACAAGCCGCUGGAAAACUUGGCUGGAUUCCUCAGAGAUCGAGCAAAACAAGCAAAAGGAGGGGAGAGAACCUGCUACAGGCACCCAGAGCCACCCACAUCUUUCUGUAAGACUGACCAAGCCCUAGUCUGCUCAGCCUGUGCCGAAUCCGCAGAGCACAUGACUCACGACCUAAUUCCUAAGGAGCAAGCUGCCCAAGAGACCAAGGAUCGCGUAGUCAACUGCAUUAGUGCUCUAGAGAACCGGGAAGACACAAUUCUGCAGUGUAGAUCAGCUGCAGAAAAUCAAACUCAAACCCUGAUUUUUCCCUGCUCUCUUUCCAUCGGCUUAUUGAAGAAACUGUUGGACAAGUUGAUGCAAGAAACACAGUCCAAGUUCAACGAUCUGCGCCAGUUCCUGUUGUCCGAAGAGCACACUCUGGUUGGCAAGCUCAGAGACAUACUGAAGGAGAUUGUAACGAGGAGAGACAAUCACAUGACCAAGCUUUUUCGGGAAGUCUGCUCUUGCGAAAUCCUCAUCCGGGAGCUGGAGAAGAAGUGCAGCCAGUCAGAGAGUGAACUCCUGCAGGAUGCCGGGAGCAGCAUGGAGAAGUUCCACCAGGAAACACCAUUUCAGUGUGCGAGCCCUUUUUCGCCAAAGCAGCUGUGGGAAAUAUGGGACGUGACGGACGCAAACAUCUCUCUGGAGAGUGCCAUGAAGGAAUUCAAAGAUGCUCUGGAGUCUAGAUCCUCGCUUCAGGAAGCGAUCGUGGCCUUUGACCCAGAGACAGCGCAUCCCCGGCUCGUCUUGUCUGAGGACAGCAAAAGCGUGAGGCUGGGGGACAGACCUCAAGAGCUGCCCAAGAGCCGUAAGCGGUUUGAAGCCAACCUCUUCCUCCUGGGAUGCGAGGAGUUUGCCGUGGGCAGGAACUACUGGGAUGUCGCUGUGGGAAGCGAGGGCGAAUGGGCCGUGGGGGUGGCCAGGAAGUCCGUAAAGAGGAAGGACGUGGCUGCCAUAAGCUAUAAGGUUGGGAUCUGGGCAAUAGGGAAGCGGGGGAGCCAGUACGCCGUUUUCAACCCCCCCGACUUCCCUCCUCUGAGCUCUGUGCGGGAGCUCAAGAAAGUCCGAGUGUCUUUAAACUGCGACGGGAGGCACGUGGCCUUCUUUGAUGGCGAUGACGCGGCCCUGCUUUUCCAGACCCCAAUAACUACCGUCGCCAGAGAGUCCUUCCUCCCCUUCUUUCAUGUUUCCAAUAAAGCUGUUCUAACACUGCCCCGCUAAGGCAGUCAGAACCUUCUUCCCAUUUAGGGCUUUGGCCACUUAGGACAUUAAUUCUGCUGUCAAGUCUUGCUGCGCAUCUCAGUGGUUGAUGGAGUGCAGGACACGAGCAACUCACUUUCGGGUAUUCCUGAUCUAGGCUAGACACACACACACACACACACACACACACACACACAAACUAGGGUCUCCCAUCUGUUUUUGGACUACA
Messenger RNA from Lacerta agilis (Sand lizard), 1808 nucleotides. Its product is annotated as E3 ubiquitin-protein ligase TRIM11-like. Gene Ontology annotation, molecular function: zinc ion binding; protein binding. Bases 140 to 1600 code for a protein of 486 amino acids. NCBI's taxonomy places the organism in Eukaryota, Metazoa, Chordata, Lepidosauria, Squamata, Lacertidae. The transcript has 7 exons. The record is from RefSeq and is a predicted model, not a curated record.